This is a messenger RNA of Planococcus citri (citrus mealybug), 3300 nucleotides long. RefSeq names its product DDB1- and CUL4-associated factor 10. NCBI's taxonomy places the organism in Eukaryota, Metazoa, Arthropoda, Insecta, Hemiptera, Pseudococcidae. The coding region runs from base 365 to 2224 and encodes 619 amino acids. The record is from RefSeq and is a predicted model, not a curated record. Gene Ontology annotation, cellular component: Cul4-RING E3 ubiquitin ligase complex. The transcript is spliced from 8 exons. Gene Ontology annotation, molecular function: protein binding.
UAAUUCAUAAAAAAAAAUUGAAACAUCAUUAAAAUUGGAAAACUAAUUUAGGAUGAGAAUGUAAACUAUUUUUGAUUAAUCAACGUUUCACGAUUAAUUAACGUAAAAUACUUUUUUGUUAUGUACUACGUAUGGAAAGGAUCACGUCCUUAACAAUCGCCCCAAGUACGAUAGAUUCGAAGCUGCUGUACAAGUCAUGUGUUUGUGGCAAGUAAUUCGCGAUAAAAUUCAAACUAAAUGAGUUAAUUAAAUUGGCACAGAUAACAGUUUGAUACUACGUGCUAAUAAAAUUAGUUAUUUAGAGGAUACGAGGUUCUUUAUGGUGUUAGUUUUUUCUUUCAUCUGAUACAAAUUCACCUGCUCGAUGGAUCUAAGAGAUAAAGAAAACAUCAGUAGAAUAUCUCCGCUGUCUCUGAAAGGGUCGAAUUACCAUCAUCUAUGGUUAAGGAAUAGAGAACUAGGCCAGAAAAGUGCACCCGGUAUGACCGACAGAAUGCACAAAGAGAUGUACUCGUUUAUUCGACCAAUAGCUCGUUGGGAGAGUUCGAUGUCGUCCAAAGUAGCUGUACCAGGAUGUAUAUUUAAUUUGGAGUUUUCACCCGAUGGAUCUAUUAUGGCUGCUGCUUGUGAAAAACGUAGUGUACAGUUAUUCGAUCCGAUUUCACAAACUCACUUUCAUUCUAUCGAUAACGCCCAUAAUGAUUGCGUUAACUGCGUCAGGUUUCUAGAUUCGCGUAUGUUCGCCACGUGUAGCGAUGAUAAAACCGUAGCGUUAUGGGAUACGAGAAAUUUAAAGACUCGUAUUCGAGUCUUAAAUGGGCACGAGAAUUGGGUGAAAAAUGUCGAAUAUUCUAAAGAUGAUAAGUUACUGGUGACUUCUGGUUUCGAUGGACAAAUAUUCACUUGGGAUAUUAACAGCUACACCGAACGUGGACUUCUGUAUAAACGAGUUUUCCAAACGAAUGGGCUUAUGAGGAUGAAUUUACUUCCAGAUGCUAGUAAAAUGGUCAUUUGCACAACCGGUGGAUAUAUAAUGGUCGUUCAUAACCUAAAUUUGCAAACACUGCAGAGUGAUUUACAAGGCUUUAAGCCGAACAUGUAUAGACUGAUGCAAAUAAGUGAAACUACCAUACCAGUUGCAGCCAAACACACGCAUUUGUUUAAUAGACGUAGGGAUCGAAAUCGUGUCGAGUUUAUUACCGAUUUCCCCCCGAAAGAUGAAGCUGAAACGAUCUCCUCUUUACAGAUUCACCCUCAAGGUUGGUGCGCUCUAACACGCAACGUUACCUCAGACGAACGUUCCGAAUGGACUUGCGUUCACGAUAUUCAAGAUUCCUUAAAUACUGAUAGCGAUUCCGAAAAGGAAGACGAAUGUUCGGCUCAAGCAGCAACCUCUCACGAUUCCGAUCGAACCAACGGAGCCAGCAGCUCUAGUCCUAGCAACCCCGAACCCUUCCACAUGUUUGCUCCGGAAGUAAACACUUCGCCUUCUUCAGACCUAUGGGAAGCUCUAAUAACCAUUCACGAAUCACGUGACCGAUCAAACGUCUUAGUUAAUCUACCACCCCAUCCUACCCAUCACGAAUUCCACAACCAUAUCCGGGUGAUUCGCACGUCAUCCGGUUUAGAAGAGCAGUACAUGUACGAAGAAGAGGUCAACUCAUCGGACGCUAAUUCGUCGAGCAAUUCGAACGAUUCUUCUCCUUUCAGCCCAUCUUCAUCUCCGUACACUCCCGGUUCGGCGGCAGCUCAUUCCGACGAAGGCGAGCCCAGUGAAGGAUCCAGUUCGUACGCCAGUCACGGUAACGCGUUGCUUAUACUCGGUCCUUGGGCGUCGAACGGACGUAAUUCCAGGGGCCAACGAAAGACCAAGUUCCAAAAUCAAAUACCUCCCAAUCACCAAGUGCACCGUAAUACCAAUCGUCUGACGCAUUUUAUCGAAGAAACCAACGCCGGUAAAGGAUUCAUCAAGGAGUUGGGAUUCUCCCAAGACGGUCGCAUCAUUUGCUCGCCGUAUAGCUUCGGUAUUAGAUUAUUAGCAUUUAAUGACUCGUGUUCCGAGCUGAGUACCUGCGUUAACGAUAAACCGGUCCAGUUGCAUGAGCUGGGCACCAGUACCAUUCACAGCGAUAUUGUGCUGUGCAGCAAGUUCUCCUCUAGACAUUGUCUCCUCGCGUCUGGAUGCCAAUCCGGACAUAUUAUUUGGUACCAGCCUGUUUUGUAAAGAAACGUUUUACCCUUUGGACGUUUUCAUAGUUAUUAUCUCGCUCGAAGUGAAAUUCGCCGACUUCAAGUCUCGUUCAGUUCUCAAAUUUAUUGAAAAAGUUACCAGCAUUUUAAUAUUUUACAACUCGAUUUAAGUGAAGUAUUUUCUAUAAUUUCAAGUUAUGACGAUCUACAUAUUUAUAACGUGAAAUUAUCGGAAACUUAUAGGACUCCAAAUCUAUUUCGAAAGUCUCGAGCAGUAUUUUAAAAUUUUUUUACACUUCAAAAAUAUUAAAUAGAAUGUAAUAUUUUGGUGUAAUUAACGUUUGAUAACAUUUUCAAUUUGUAAAGUAGAAGACUGAUCAAGAAUUUAAGAAUCGAUUAUGAACAGUUUUUACCUAUCUCACAAAUUCUGGAGCAUAAAUUUCCAUUUCUGGGACUGAAAAUAGUGUCUAAAGCGUUAAAAAGAUAGGUAAGUAAUACACUCGAGCAUAAAUAUUUAUGUGAAAUUUCAUCCUCGACCCAUUCUCUAUUUUCUCCUCCCAUAUACUUGUAAUUUUUACAUUUUCGUACUCGUUCUUCGUCAAACGUUUGUACGUAUAAUUACGUGUUUUACUCUCCUUUGUUCUCCCUUCCUGUUCCUACCUCAGUAGUCCCGUUUUUCUGUUCUUCACUUCCUUCAUCUUCGUCAGCGAGUAAGUUUGCUGUUGCGUCGUGUCUCUCUUGUUUCUGGUCAUUUAUAAUAAUUAUUAACGUAGAUCAUAGUCGAAUACGUUAUUUUUAUAUUAAAUUAUCAUGUUACAGUACAAUUUUUAGUACGAAUUUACAUAUGUAUAAUGUAUAUUUUCUCUCUCUCUUUCUUCUCUUAUUACCAGACCUCACGACAAUCGAUUUUAAUUAACUUUCGUCAAGUGAGGUACAUUGGUUCUCUUUUUUUUCUCAUGAUUUACUUAUUUAGAUUUGUAUACAUUGGAAAUUUUUUUCCGUAUUUUUUUUCUCUUGUUUUGUUUAUUUAAUUAGAAGAUAUAUUUUUUUUGCGCUGUUCUAUUGGUUGUCGCUAUUGUAUAAAAUAUUAAUAUAAAUAGUUGUAUUGUA